GCGUCCCCCCCCCCCGCGCGCCUCGGGCCCUGUCACGUGAGGUGCCCAAGAUGGCGGCGCUGAGGGCGGUCCUGGGGUGCCGGGGGGCCCCCGCCCUGCGCCCCCCACCCGGGCAGAGCCGGGGGGCAGCAGGGGGGCUGCUGCAGCGUUUGGGCCAGUGGUUCUACGAGGUGGAGGUGGUGAUGGCGUGGGGAGAGCGGCUGCGGCAGCACCGGCUGCGGAGCAGGAACGCGUACCGCAGCUUCCUCAGGGACACCUACGGGGAAAACGUGGCGGCCGCCGUCUUCACCCUGUCCUGCGGCGGGGGGGUCAGAUUUGAGGGGCAGGACUCCUGGAUCCGGCCGGAGAGCCACUGGCGCCCCGAGGUGCUGCGCCUCCGUGACGUCCCCGUGGUGGCCCUGGACCUCAGCGGCUCCCCCCUCAACUACAACGGCUUGGACAACCUGGUGCCGCUCACCCGGCUGCGACACCUCGACCUGAGCGGGUGCCCCCACCUCGACGACUGGGCGCUGGGGCGACUGCACGUUUUCGGGGACACCCUGCAGGAGCUGUCGGUGGCCCGGUGUCCCCGCGUCACCGAGAGGGGCCUGGCCACCCUCCACCACCUCCGGGAGCUUCGGCGCCUGGAUGUGGAAGGGGUGCGGGUGCCCAGCCCGGGGCUGGUCCGUAUUCUGCUGGAGGAGAUGCUGCCGGACUGCCAGGUCCUGGGCAUGGACCUUGGGGACGGCACGGGGACACCGACGGGGGGGGAAAAGCCCCCCGCCUGAGACCGAUGGGGUCUUGGGGGGGGGGCGCGGACGGGAGCCAAGUUCAAUGCCUGGGGUUAAACGAGCAUUAAAUGGCUGGCGGCCGCACGCUGCCUCCCCUCCUCCCGUGGAUUUGGGGUUUCUUGGCGGAGAGCGAUGGGUUUCGCCGCUUUUUGUCCCAUUUGGAGCAGUGCCGGACACCCCCCCGCCCCCCCAACCCCCUGGCCGGGGUUCCCAGUUUGAAACCGGCCGUUCCAGCGAGCGUUUUGGGAUGACACCCCGUAAAGGCCCCGUGGGAACCAGGGAAGCGCUGGCUAAUUCCCCCCCCCCCCGGGGGCUUUAGUACCCCCCCCCCCAGCAGACUAAUCCCCUCUCCAGGGGGUAAAUUCCCCCCUCGAGGGGUUUAAUCCCCCCCACAAGGGGGGUAAUUCCCCCUCCAAGGGGCCUUUUUCCCCCUUCCAAGGGUGUUUAUGCACCCCAAGGGGCUUAAUUCCCCCCCCCAAGGGAUUUAAUCCCUGUGCAAGGGGUUUAAUCCCUCCUCGAGGGGCUUAAUCCCCCCCCAGAGGGAGUUCAUUCCCCCUCCAAGGGGGCUAAUCCUCAUGGUGGGCUUAAUUCCUCUCCCAGGAGGGUUAAAUCCCCCCCUCCAAGGAGAUUAAUUACUCCCCCAGGGAGUUUAACCCCCCCAAAGGGGAUUAAUAUCCCCUCGAGGAGUUUAAUCCCCCCCCAACAGGGUUUAUUUCCCCCUUCCAAUGGGGCUAAUCCCCCCCCAAGGGGUUAAUUCCCCCCCCAAGGGGCUAAUCCCCCCCAAAGGGGGUUUAUUUCCCCCUUCCAGAGGGAUUCAUUCCCCCCCAGAAGGGGCUAAUCCCCCCCAAAGGGGGUUAAUCUCCCUCUCCAAGGGUGCCGUUCCACCCCGGGACGGGUGCACACCCGGGUUUUAUUGGGGUUUUUUGGGGGGGGCUGUCACUUUUCGAAGUGUUCGAGGGGGUAGUGCUCCCCGUAGUGCUGCAGGUGCCGUUCCAGAGCCGCCCGUUGCCGUCGCAGGUGAGGCGGCAUCUCCCGGUAAACGUCGGAGAAAAGGAGCUGCGGAUUCGGUUUCGGUUUCCUCUCAGCUUCUUCGAACGCCUCCAUCACCUGCGGGGCAACGUCGGCUCCUUUUUUUUUUUGUUUUCUCUCCCAAAAUCCCAGGAGAUUUCCCUCCCCUUGCCCAAAAUCCCGGGAAAUCGCCCCGUUACCAUUUUACGGGAGCUCUUGCGCCAGCCUUUCUCCUGCUCCUCGUCCCACCAGCCACGGUUCAGCAUAUAAUGCCGCAGGCGGGAGAUGGGAUGAUCCUGUUUGUCCCAAUAAUUCACCUCGUCCACCGACCGGUACGCUGAGCUGUCGUCGCUGGUGCUGUGGUGGCCGAUUCUGCCGGGGGAGGAGAGGAGAUUUAAAAAAAAACAAAACAAAAAGCCUUAAAAA
Grus americana (Whooping crane) is the source of this 2204-nucleotide messenger RNA. It is a transcript of the gene DMAC2, whose product is annotated as distal membrane arm assembly component 2. Bases 51 to 767 code for a protein of 238 amino acids. Lineage: Eukaryota; Metazoa; Chordata; Aves; Gruiformes; Gruidae. The record is from RefSeq and is a predicted model, not a curated record. The transcript has 6 exons.